Molecule: messenger RNA, 5217 nt
Organism: Alternaria burnsii
Lineage: Eukaryota; Fungi; Ascomycota; Dothideomycetes; Pleosporales; Pleosporaceae
Exons: 3
Coding region: 1-5217 (1738 amino acids)
Biological process (GO): transmembrane transport
Cellular component (GO): fungal-type vacuole; fungal-type vacuole membrane
Molecular function (GO): ATP binding; ATP hydrolysis activity; ABC-type peptide transporter activity
Source: RefSeq, a predicted model, not a curated record
AUGUUCGCCCACUGUCGAGGCCCGCUCUGGGGCAGAGACGACUUUUCCAGGUGUUUCGAGCAAGACUAUCUCCAAACAUUGUUCCCUCUCAUCGUAUGCGGAGUAUCCGUCGCUUACCUACUGGUCCAACUCUACUUCGCCGCCACCGCGUCCAAGUACUACCACGCCUACAGCGUCCUCGAAGAUCCCGGCAAUGUCUGGUCCUACCGAAGUCGCCACUACGAUGGCGACGAAGCCGACAGCGAGGCCGACGACGAACUGGAGCGGAAUGAAGACCUUGCGCUCCAAGCAGUCAACACGGUAUCCACCAUGGCUGUAGAUAAACCUCGCGGGGAACUUACGGUCGUUAUCCUCGAAGAGCUGGCGGUCCUGGCACAGCUUGGACUUCAUGUCACUGUGCUGUUGACCAAUGUGUGGGGCAAGCACGGCAAACUCGCUGCCAUUGCCAAUGUCGCUAUUUGGGCCUACAUCGCCACUCUAGCGUCCCUGCGACUGCUCCUCUCUAGCACGAGCAGGUUCUCGUUCCCCCAUCUCUGGUACCACACUGCCUUCAUCUACGGCUUCCAAUGGGUCUUUAGCGUCCUCCUGUUCCGAUCAGCCAUUAUCCAUCCGCGAUCGCCUUUGCACCAGAAGCUUAUGAUUGGCGAUUUCGCCCUCGUUUCGCUACUGUUUCUCAUCUCUCUGUGCUCUAGAAAAGGCAACAAGGCAGUAGAAUUGGAGUAUGAGGGCGACAUCGCGCCUGCCCGGGAGCCUGUCGCUAGUGUUUUCUCCCUUGCUACUUUCAGCUGGGUGGACCCAAUCGUUUGGACUGGAUACAAAAAGACAUAUGAGCUUACCGAUGUCUGGAACCUCCCUUCCAAGGACAAGGCCGCAGCGGUCAUCGCGAACUACCGUCAAGUCAAGAAAACCUCUGGCUUGGCCUACCAUCUUCUAAAGCACUUCAAACGAGGCCUACUCAUCCAGGCAGGUUGGGCCGCCAUUUCUGGUUUCCUUACUUUCGCCCCGACACUACUUUUGAAGGUUAUCUUGGAGUACGUUGAGAAGCCCGACUUGACACCCGCCAACGCCGCAUGGUUCUACGUCAUCCUGCUUUUCGUCUCUGGCAGUUUGUCCGCACUUGCAGAUGGUCAAGCGCUAUGGCUCGGUCGAAAGAUUUGCAUUCGUCUACGCGCCGUCAUCAUUGGAGAAAUUUAUGCCAAAGCACUCAAGCGUCGAGCAGCAGCUACUACUGAGAAGACGUUGGGCGAGGAUAAGAAGAAACAGGAGCAAGACGAAGAGCCAAAGGGAUUGAAGCGCAUGUUCACUUUCGGCAAGAACAAGAAGAAGGUGAAUGGAGCCGCCAAAGAAGAAGACGCCACGAAGCCAGUAUCUGACGCUCAGGUCACAACCGGCGCCAUCAUCAACCUCAUGGCUGUUGACGCUUUCAAGGUCAGCGAAAUCUGCGCCUAUCUCCAUUUUCUCUGGGCGAACACUCCCGUCCAAGUCGUUGUGGCUGUCUUCUUACUUUACCGCAUCCUGGGCUACAGCUCGAUUGCCGGUAUCGGUAUGAUGGUCUUCCUGCUUCCUAUCAACAUGUAUGUCGCGCGACAAUUUUCCAAGAUCCAGAAGCUCAUUCUUGCGGCUACCGAUGCUCGUAUCCACACUACAAACGAGGUUCUUACCAAUAUCCGAAUCAUUAAGUUCUUUGCUUGGGAACAGCGUUUCAUCGGACUGGUUAACGAGAAGCGAUACACUGAGCUCAAGCAUCUGCGACGGCGCUAUAUUCUGUGGGCGGUGGCAGCUACGAUAUGGUCGGGCUCACCAGUCUUAAUCACGUUCUUAUCUUUCUUAGUCUACACGAACGUCGAACAUAAAGCACUUAUCCCGUCUGUCGCUUUUACUGCUCUCUCAUUAUUCCAGAUCCUUAGGAUCCCGCUGGACCAACUCGCAGACAUGGUUGCUCAUGUUCAAGAAUCCAAGGUUUCAGUAGAUCGUAUCGAGGAGUAUCUUUCGGAACCUGAGACCGAAAAGUACGCGCAGCUUAUCACUCAGAAGAAAGACGAAGAUGGCCAGGCCAUCAUUGGAUUCGAGAAUGGUACAUUCAGCUGGGGCGGAACCGACAUGGCGGACCAGGCUUCAGCUGAUGCCUUCAAGCUUAUGGAUCUCAACUUAACUUUCCGCGUGGGCAAGCUGAACGUUGUCGUUGGACCCACUGGGUCUGGAAAGACAUCAUUGCUGAUGGGCUUGCUUGGUGAGAUGACGAAACUCAAGGGAAGCGUCUACUUACCAGGUGGACUCAGCCGGGAAGACAUGACUCCCGAUCCUGAUACAGGACUCACUGACAGUAUCGCUUACUGCGCUCAGCAAGCUUGGCUUGUGAAUGGUACAGUCAAGGACAAUAUCGUAUUCGCUAGCCAUUUCGAUCAAAAGCGCUACCAAGAUGUCAUUGAGGCAUGCUCUCUGAAGCGAGAUCUCGAGAUACUCGACAAUGGUGACGAGACGAUAGUAGGAGAGAAAGGUGUAACGCUAUCUGGAGGUCAAAAGCAACGUAUCUCGCUGGCUCGUGCACUGUACAGCAAGGCCCGUCAUGUUCUUCUCGAUGAUGUCUUGAGCGCUGUCGAUGCCCACACCGCCAAAUGGAUCUUUCACUACGCACUUCAUGGACCGCUCAUGGCCAACCGAACUUGUAUCCUGGUCACACAUAACGUCAGUCUCUGUCUGCCACAUGCAGAGUUCGCCGUCGUACUUGAGAACGGCCGGAUAGUCGCACAAGGAACAGCAGACGAAGUCAUCACCUCCGGAAAGCUCACAGAAGAUCUCACAAAAUCACGGCCCGCUUCACGAGGUGCUUCCAAGCCUCCUUCUCAAGAACCUUCCUCGGAUGCAGGCGAAGGAGCGAACGGUGAUGCUAAUCACGCCAACGGAUCCGCCAAUGUCACCAUGAAUGGCAAGCCGGACGCUAAGAAGACAACCGUCAGCAACAGCCAGGAGGAAAAGAAGGCAGAGGGUGGUGUCAAGCUCAGUAUCAUCACAAUGUAUCUGCGGGCUAUGGGUCCGUGGUACUACUGGCUUGGUGCUACUAUCGCUUUCGUAGCUGCACAAAUCUCCUCGGUGUCUACUAAUCUCUGGAUCCGCACGUGGGCAAACGCAUACGCAGAAAAGGGUUAUGCUGUCAUGGGUACACACCACCAGACUCCAGUCACACACGCGCCGACUCUGAGCGGUAUGGGCACAUGUAUGAACAGCGGCACCUGCAGCUGGAACAUUCCUUUCUUUGCAGCCCAACCGGAGCAGCAGUCGUAUGCCUACAACACUAUGCAAACCACUUUCAGCGCUUCGAACCCGGAUGUUAACUCGGCGUACUUCUUGGGUAUCUAUGCCGUUCUUGGACUCAUCUUCAUGUUUAUCACAUUCUUACGAGAAGGCUUCCUGUUCGGUGGUUCUCUAGCUGCAUCCAAACGCAUACACGAACGCCUCAUUCAGAAAGUUACGCACGCCAAAUUCCGCUUCUUCGAUCAGACCCCGCUCGGUCAACUCAUGAACAGAUUCUCCAAGGAUAUCGAAUCUGUCGAUCAAGAGGUGGCGCCUGUCGCUAUUGGUGUUGUACAUUGCUUCGCUUCUAUCAUCACGAUCGUCAUCCUUAUCUCGGUCAUCACACCUGCUUUUCUGAUUGCGGCUUUCUUCAUUUCGAUACUUUACUUCCUCAUCGGUCGUUUCUAUAUCAACUCAUCACGCGACUUGAAGCGAUUAGAGUCCGUACAUCGAAGCCCGCUGUAUCAGCAAUUUGGUGAAACUCUAUCUGGUAUGACGACCAUCAGAGCUUACGGCGAUGAGCGCCGCUUCAUUCGCGAGAACUUGAACAAGAUUAACACCCAACAUCGACCUUUCAUCUAUCUCUGGGCAGCUAACAGAUGGCUUGCGUUCAGAGUGGAUGUUGUUGGUGCUAUGGUUGCCUUCUUCUCCGGAGCCUUCGUUGUGCUCAGCGUUGGGCGCAUCGAUGCAGGUGCUGCUGGUCUCGCACUCACCUACGCUGUCACCUUCACUGAGAAUGUCUUGUGGUUUGUUCGUCUCUACUCCGCCAACGAGCAGAACAUGAACUCGGUCGAGCGUGUCAAGGAGUACCUCGAUGUUGACCAAGAGGCUCCCUCUGUCAUCCCAGAGACCCGCCCACCUUCCAACUGGCCAAGCAAGGGAUCCGUAGAGUUUAUCAACUACAGUACGCGAUACAGGACCGACUUCGACCUUGUCCUGAAGGACUUGACCUUCAAAAUCCUUCCAGGAGAGAAGGUCGGUGUAGUGGGCAGGACAGGUGCUGGUAAAAGUUCAAUGGCUCUUGCAUUGUUCCGAGCAUUGGAGGCUGAAAAGGGCAAGAUCUUGAUUGAUGACAUCGAUGUUGGUACAAUUGGCCUGCAUGAUCUGCGGGAGAAUGUCGUCAUGGUACCGCAAGAUCCGACCUUAUUCACGGGCACUAUCCGAAGCAAUCUUGAUCCUUUCUCAAUCUUUACUGACGAGGAGAUUUACACUGCACUACGCGAAGUCAACCUUAUCUCAACGCUAUCACGUCCGGCAUCUGGCACUGUGACACCUACCGGAGCCGCCUCCCCACCCCGCGCUGUCCAAAUCCCUGUCCCUACAUCAGGCGCCGUGACUGCAGAUGUCAAUGCCAGCUACUCAGCCGCUACUACCAAUCCCGGAUCCAUUCUCGCAAACCGCGACUGGGAGCGUGGCGAGACACAGGAAGACACCGUCUUAGUGAUGCCCGACGGGCGUCCCGCAGACCAGGACGAUGUUGCGGCACAAGCUGCGAUGGAGGCCGAGAACAAGAACCCUUUCAAGAACCUGAACUCCCCAGUAUCAGAGUCCGGUUCCAACCUGUCGCAAGGUCAAAGGCAACUGCUUUGUCUUGCUCGAGCGCUACUCAAGGCACCCAAGGUGCUGCUGAUGGACGAAGCCACGGCUUCUAUCGAUUACGCAACCGAUGCAAAGAUUCAGGAGACCAUCCGUCAGAUCAAGAACACUACUAUCACUAUCGCUCAUCGUCUCCAAACGAUCAUCGACUACGACAAGGUACUUGUUUUGGAUAAGGGUGAGGUCAUCGAAUAUGGUCAUCCAUAUGAUCUUGUUCGGAAACAAGACGGUUCCUUCCGGUCCAUGUGCGAAACAAGCGGAGAACUAGAGACCUUGACCAGUACCGCGAAGACGGCUUACGAAGCGAAGUCUAAAACAGCUGCCGAAUAG